CGAGGGUCCGCGGGGCAGAGGACCCCCGAGCCGCGCGUCUCCGAGCUGCAGCCGCCGCGCCCCGGCCGCCGCCUGGCUCCCCGCCGGCCUCGGGAAGGGCAGGGCUAUUCAGAGGCUUGGCGGGAAAAAAGAGAACAGAGGGGAGGGAUCGUGCUCAGCAAUAUAAACGCUGGUUUUCUGGGCUUCUCCGACUCGCUGUAAUAAUCCCUGCGAGAGACAGAGGGAGCGAGCGGGCGCGUCCGCCCGGGUGGAAGAGCAGAGCGAGCGGAGAGCGAGGCGAGGGGCGCUCCGGGCGCCCCGGGGAAGGGAGACCCGGAGUCACAGGGGGGCCUCUCCGCCUCCGAGCCCCCGCCCGCGGGGCGCGCGACCCCCCGCCGCUCCCACGGAACUUUGCCCGCCGCCGCGGGCGGACACUUGGCUCCCCCUCUCCUCCCCUUUUUGGAACUUACAACCACCCGAGAGCGAGGAGAACGCGACUCUCCGGACGCGCAGAGGCUCUACCCCUUCGCCUAUUUGGGAAGACACUUCUCCCCGCCGCCGCCCGCGCCCGGCUGCCCUGAAAGGCGCUCCCCGCCGCAUUUUGGACGCUGGAUCUCCUCCGGAGAGUGGAAAACCCGGCUGCCGCGAUGCCUCUCAACGUCAGCUUCGCCAAUAGGAACUAUGACCUCGACUACGACUCGGUGCAGCCGUAUUUCUACUGCGACGAGGAGGAGAACUUCUACCAGCAGCAGCAGCAGAGCGAGCUGCAGCCGCCGGCGCCCAGCGAGGAUAUCUGGAAGAAAUUCGAGCUGCUGCCCACCCCGCCGCUGUCCCCGAGCCGCCGCUCCGGGCUCUGCUCGCCCUCCUACGUUGCGGUCGCGUCCUUCUCCCCCCGGGGGGACGAUGACGGCGGCGGCGGCAGCUUCUCCACGGCCGACCAGUUGGAGAUGGUGACCGAGCUGCUGGGAGGAGACAUGGUGAACCAGAGCUUCAUCUGCGACCCGGACGACGAGACCUUCAUCAAAAACAUCAUCAUCCAGGACUGCAUGUGGAGCGGCUUCUCGGCCGCCGCCAAGCUCGUCUCCGAGAAGCUGGCCUCCUACCAGGCUGCGCGCAAAGACAGCGGCAGCCCGAGCCCCGCCCGCGGGCCCGGCGGCUGCUCCACCUCCAGCCUGUACCUGCAGGACCUGAGCGCCGCCGCCUCCGAGUGCAUCGACCCCUCCGUGGUCUUCCCCUACCCGCUCAAUGACAGCAGCUCGCCCAAGCCCUGCGCCUCCCCCGACUCGGCCGCCUUCUCCCCGUCCUCGGACUCUCUGCUCUCCUCGGCCGAGUCCUCCCCCCGGGCCAGCCCCGAGCCCCUGGCGCUGCACGAGGAGACACCGCCCACCACCAGCAGCGACUCGGAGGAAGAACAAGAGGACGAAGAAGAAAUUGAUGUUGUUUCUGUGGAAAAAAGGCAGCCCCCUGCCAAAAGGUCCGAAUCGGGGUCCCCCUCUGCUGGAGGCCACAGCAAACCUCCUCACAGCCCGCUGGUCCUUAAGAGAUGCCAUGUGUCCACCCAUCAGCACAACUACGCGGCACCCCCCUCCACCAGGAAGGACUAUCCCGCCGCCAAGAGGGCGAGGUUGGACAGUGGUAGAGUCCUGAAACAGAUCAGCAACAACCGCAAAUGUGCCAGCCCCAGGUCUUCGGACACGGAGGAGAAUGACAAGAGGCGAACACACAACGUCUUGGAGCGCCAGAGGAGGAACGAGCUGAAACGGAGCUUCUUUGCCCUGCGUGAUCAGAUCCCGGAGUUGGAAAACAAUGAAAAGGCCCCCAAGGUAGUGAUCCUUAAAAAAGCCACCGCGUACAUCCUGUCCGUCCAAGCCGAGGAGCAAAAGCUCCUUUCCGAAAAGGACUUGUUGCGGAAGCGACGAGAACAGUUGAAACACAAACUGGAACAGCUAAGGAACUCUGGUGCCUAAGUCCACCUAUUGGAGGGAGGAACUGGAAUCGGUCAUGAAUUCUCACUUGUUACUAAGGGAAAGUAAGGAAAAAGGUUCCUUCUGCCAGAACUGUAGGGGAUCCUCAUAUCUGAACUUGUUUCAAAUGCAUGUUUAAGUGCAACCUCACAACCUUGGCUGAGCCUUAGGAUUGAAAAGGUUUAGCCGCGAUGUAAACUGCCUCAAAUGGGACUUUGGGCAUAAAAAGAACUUUUUUUUUAUGCUUGCCAUCUUUUUUUUUUCUUUCUUUUAACAGAUUUGUAUUUAAGAAUUGUUUUUAAAAAAUCGUAAAGUUUACCCCAUUUUCCUGUGUAAAUAUGGUCAUGAAAUGUAAAUAACUUUAAUAAAACGUUUAUAGCAGUUAUACAAAAAUUCAAACCAUGUAUUAUAAACCAUAAUUUUUUUUAUUUAAGUACAUGUUCCUUUUUAAAGUUGAUUUUUUCUAUUGUUUUUAGAAAAAAUAAAAUA
Nyctereutes procyonoides (raccoon dog) is the source of this 2432-nucleotide messenger RNA. RefSeq names its product MYC proto-oncogene, bHLH transcription factor (gene MYC). The transcript is spliced from 3 exons. Gene Ontology annotation, molecular function: protein dimerization activity; RNA polymerase II cis-regulatory region sequence-specific DNA binding; DNA-binding transcription factor activity, RNA polymerase II-specific. NCBI's taxonomy places the organism in Eukaryota, Metazoa, Chordata, Mammalia, Carnivora, Canidae. Gene Ontology annotation, biological process: positive regulation of cell population proliferation; regulation of transcription by RNA polymerase II. The record is from RefSeq and is a predicted model, not a curated record. Bases 627 to 1946 code for a protein of 439 amino acids.